Paramecium tetraurelia is the source of this 1995-nucleotide messenger RNA. RefSeq lists its product as uncharacterized. The record is from RefSeq and is a predicted model, not a curated record. NCBI's taxonomy places the organism in Eukaryota, Ciliophora, Oligohymenophorea, Peniculida, Parameciidae. The transcript is spliced from 8 exons.
AUGGAUAAUAAAAGCAAAGGAAGUUCUAAAAGCAGAAAAGAGUUGGGAGGUAUGGUUCAAUAUUCAUUAAUAGAUGAGUUGAGUUUGAAAGGAGUUUCGUUAUUUAAAUUGGAUGUUAAUUAUGAUCAUUUGAAACAAUUUUUAGAAGGAGUCUAAGCUGACCUUGACAAUCAUACGGUGGAGAUUGAAGGAAUAAAGAAAUUGCUUGGGCCCAACGAAAUUAUUUUAUUAGUUCAAGAGUAGUUUCAAUUAUUAAGCGAUUCAUUGCACUUUUCAGACAAGGAUAUAGAAAAAGAAUUAUCAACUUAGUUAAGCACAUACAUAACACAAAUAUAAGGGAAGUAAAAGUAUGGAAAGGGGGCAUUGGAGAAAAUUAUAACUGAAUUCAGAGGAAAAUUAUUUUCAGUUAUCUCAAUGAUUUAACAUCUUUAUAGAGAAAAGAAGAGACAAGAUUAACGUUUAACAAAAUUGGAAAAUGAUAUGUUAACAAAGUUUGAUACUAAAGAAUGUAAAGAGAAGAUGAGGAAAUAAAAAAAUCAAUUAGAAUAAUAGAUUGAAGAUUUAUAGAAGAAUGGUAGAAAUGAAUUAGACACUGUUGAGAAGAAGCUAUCGACUGAUAUAUAGAAAUUUGAAGAGGCAGUUCGAGAUGUAGAAAGAAAAACUUUAUGGAAAAUACAUGAUUGCUAAGAUCUAUUAUUGAAAAGAACAAAUGAAGAAUUUGUUAAUGAGGCUAUUAGAACUAGUGAAGAUAAAAUAUUGAAAGAAAUUCAACAAAUGUAAAAUAAUGAUCAAUUGAUUAAAUUUUAAUAGGACAUAGCCUAUAUUAGAAGUUAAAUUAAAGGCAUUGAUGACACAGUUGGAGAGAAGUAAUCAAAAUUAAAGUUAUAAUUAAAUGAAAUGAACGACUUAUUAAAGUCUAAAAUCAACUUAAUUGAUAAAUUAGUAGAGCAGAAUAAACAAUAAGGAGAUAAGAUAAUAGAUAUAAAUAGCAGAUUAGCCACUGCUAUAAAUAAAUUGGAUGUUUCUAAUCAAUUAGAUCAACAUAGAUAAAAAAUUAAAUAAUUAGAAGAUGGAAUUUAAAGAUUGAAUGAUGAAGCCAAAGAAAGAGUUGAAGCAUUAAAGGAUAUGAAUUUAAAUGCAGAAAAUGUAGCCUAUUUGUUAUCAAAAAUUGAUCCUCAUAAAAUAUGCACUCUUGAAGGAGACAUCAAAAAAUUAGAAGAAAUGUCAAUCAGAAAUAAUGUGCAUUGGGAAACUCUUGAUGCAGAAUUCAAAUCACGUUAUGAUAGUUUCCAGUUCUUUUCAUAAUUAUAUUAAUAAUAAUAAUAAUAACAACAAUAAUCAUAAACUCCAGAAGAAUCUAAAUAUGUCACCAAAGAUGAAAUCAAUAGAAUGUUUGAGCAAUUCCAAUAACAGGGAAGUCUAGAAGAUGAUAAAAUUAGAAAAAUACAAAAAGAUCUCUAAGACAUAGGCCAUAAAGUUGAAAAUGCAAAUGAAAUCGAAAGAAGAGUGACUAGAAUAUUUAGAGAUGUUGACAUUAAUGGAUUAAUGAGGUAAGUGAAAGUCAAAGCCAAUGAAGACGACGUGAAGAGAGAAUUAUUUAAUUUAGAAACAAGAUUAGGAUAAGCUAUGGAAACUAUCAACUAUUUAAGAAGAGAAAUAGAAGCCUUAUAAGUCCAAUUAAAAAAAUCGCCUAUGAAUUUCUAAUAAUCAGCCUCUCCUCCCACAGAUUAAAUUAUAGGAAUCAACACUAAAAAACUUUAUCCAAUUAAUUGUCUUAGUUGUAGCACUACCAAUUAAUAAAGAGUUAAAGGAACAGACGGAAAAUAUUAUUAAGCUGAUAUGAAAAGAUAAACUAUUGAUUAGUAAUAGUUUUACGAUCUCCAACAAGACGAAUCUUAAUAAUUUAAUUAAUAACAUUAUGUAUAAAGACCAUAAUCGGCAGUAGUAAAUAAAUAAAGUAAUGGUGUUAAACGACCUGUAAGUGCUAAGAAAUGA